AUGGCGACGACCGCGACAACCAUCGUCGAGGCCGCCUCCACCAGCAGCGGCUUCAUGCUCCCCGGCAUGGAGUCCCCCGAAGACACCAGCCGCGUCGUGCGGUUCGACAACGAGUGUGUGCUCAUACCUGAGGUCUCCCGCAAGCGCUCCAUGGUCCUCACCAAGUCGUAUUCGCUGCCGUUGUGGAAGAAGCGGGGAAGCCAGAUGUCGGACUCGGAGGCAGAGGAUGCGGGGGCCGUGCGCUCGCAGGGGGCUCGCUCCCCCAGCCCAGAGGACUCGAGGGUUGUACUCAGAGUGCCUAUCCCAACAUUCCGCCGCCGCUCGUCACGCUCGCCUACGCGCGGAAGGUCCGCCUCUGCCUCGCCCGUGGUGCCCACCAAACUCCCCUCGUGCCUCGUCCAUCGCGCGCCAUCUUCCUCACCCACCAUCACCCGCAGAAUGCCCCUCUCUCCCGUCCGCCGGCCCUCGCUGCCCCCUAACCACAUCGACGCCCACCACCAGCGCAGGAAGGACGAGAUGACCGUGCCCCUACGGGACUGCUGCCACGAGUGCGAGCGCAUCACGGAGGAGCCCCUCAAGGAGGGCGAUACCUGGCAGGAGAAGUUCUCGCGCGCGGCGAAGAGGCGGCGGAGCACGAGCUUGGACUACCAGGACAUGGUGCGCUCGGGGAUGCUGCCCCCGCGGUCCCCUACCUCGUUGUCGUCCUCGCCCCCGUCAGAUUUCGCCUCGCUGCCCGAUCCUUUGGCAGUGCAUAGGAGAGCGGUGAGCUUCAACAAGGAGUUCUCCAUCCUCUCCAUCGGGGGAACGAGUGCCUUAUCGGCCCAAGACGACGCCCUCAACCUCAACGAGCCCGAGAGCCCGACCGUCCCGCGAUUCGGGUCCUCAGCUGGCAGAUUCGCGCUGACAGUCGACGAGGUCGACAAGCGGCGCAAGUCGCUCGACUUGGGCAAGGAGAAAGAAGUAGCUGAGCAUCUUCAAGCUCGCGGGCUUCUAUCCCCACCCUCGCCCUCCUCGCCGUCUUUCGCUCCCACAACCGUGUUCCACUCCCCCAGCUCGCCCUACUCUGGCUCCCCGUGCCAUCCGAACGCGGGCCGCCACCGUCCCCACGACCGCGACAUCUCCUCCAGCCCAACGGCCUCUACAACCUCCUCCUUCUCCUCUGCCUCUGUCUCCGCCUACGCCUCGAACGACCAGGACAAGGACGACGUCCUCCCGCCCCUCCCCGACAUCCUCGACCCGCGCCGGCGCCUGCGCUCCUCCGGGCCCGGGCCCGCACGCUCGUCGCCCAUCGACGAAGAAGAAGAGGACGAGGCACAGCUCUUCCCAUUACCACGACGCUCGCCGAGCGGGAGCAGGAGCGGGACGCCGAGCCCGCGUCCGAGUCCGAGGGUGAGCCCCGUGCCGACGCCGAAUGGGAGCGCGGUGGAGUUGAGUGGUAGUGGUGGAGCUGGUGGGAAGGGGAAGGGGAAGGAUUCGAAGAGUAGUGCGGCGGCGGCGGGGUCGAAGGAUAGUUUAUUGGUCGAGAGGGGCAGUGUCUCGAACUCGAGCUCGACGCUGAAUUCGAGUCAGGAGAGUUUGUUGAAGGCGUCCCUUUCGCGGAAGACGAGCGCUAGUGCGAUCGGAACCUCUCAUGCCGUGGUUUCGACUGCGAGCACGCCGACGAAUACGCCGAAAGGAAAGACAUCGACUUCAUCUGGUUCGACAGUGUCUACGUCGUCUUCGGGAUCAAUAUCAAAUUCGAAUUCAAACCCGACAACACCCAGUGCCACCUCCCAAGCAGCCGACAGGUCAACCUCCCCAACGCCUACGAAGAAACGACUAAGCGUGUCUACAACCUCUUCUUCCACUUCUAGCUCGUCAAACUCCAACUCAAAUCCGCCCAUGUCGCCCAAGGGCCCGCGUCCGUCAUCCAAAGCUCUCGCUGCGCAACUGGUGAAGGAACGCGCAACAAUCAUCGAGACGGGCUCUGGGCGGAUGGAGGUGCAAGAUAAGGAAGUUGUGGUAGUAACUGCGACAGCGACUCCGCUGUUUGGUCUGUCUUCUUUGGCACCCACAGCGCCAUCAUCUUCAUCUGCGCCAUCACCUUCACCAUUCCCUUCAUCUUCGCCUUCGUCAACUCCUUCGAAACCCCUCGCGCCUCUCCGACCUGGCAUCGUAACCUCCGAGUCUUCGUCCUCGGGUUCCGUCUCUUCUUCCACAACCACGACAAGCACGACAACCUCGGUCUCGCCCGUACCCCACCACCAGCACGCGGGCCAUGCGGGCUCGCCGCUCCUGCACGCGCAAACGGCCUUCCAAAACAUUCUGAGCACCGCGCAUUCGCCGUUCCACCUGCACGGGCACCACUCAUCACAUUCAGACAAGGACGCCUCGACCCAAUCGCAUACACCCAGCCCCGCUCAUACGACCUCGGCGCCCAUCCCCAUCCCCUCUAACUCAGGCUCAGGUUCCCAUCCCACGCACACACAUACGCACGCGCAUACAACUACCCAAUUUCCCAGCACGACGCCCACCAGCCCAUCAUCAGGCUCACAUACACAUGCGCAUACCCACAGUAAUGGGCACGGACACACCCCAACAAGCCCGUCGCAAAAACGGAAGUUGUCGUUUACGGCGCCGUUCCUGCGCGCAGGCGAGGCGCUCCGCGAGGUCGGGGCGGACGUGCUGAAGGGUGUGAGCUCGAUAUCGGGGACGGGGCCUGGGGUUGUUGGGUAG
Molecule: messenger RNA, 2715 nt
Organism: Cyclocybe aegerita
Lineage: Eukaryota; Fungi; Basidiomycota; Agaricomycetes; Agaricales; Hemipholiotaceae
Source: the annotation of a GenBank genome assembly